Molecule: messenger RNA, 2449 nt
Organism: Siniperca chuatsi (mandarin fish)
Lineage: Eukaryota; Metazoa; Chordata; Actinopteri; Centrarchiformes; Sinipercidae
Product: transmembrane prolyl 4-hydroxylase-like
Exons: 9
Coding region: 17-1534 (505 amino acids)
Biological process (GO): peptidyl-proline hydroxylation to 4-hydroxy-L-proline
Cellular component (GO): endoplasmic reticulum
Molecular function (GO): L-ascorbic acid binding; procollagen-proline 4-dioxygenase activity; iron ion binding
Source: RefSeq, a predicted model, not a curated record
AUCGUGUGGUGCGAAAAUGGAAGACGCUUUAGAAGAUUUAAUGGAGCAGGAAGAAUACGACGACAGCGACAAACCAUUAUCAUUGCCCCGCAAUCCCCCUUUUCGCUCCACUCGACUGCACGUCCAGAGAAGUAGUAUCUGCUCUCGGGCUUAUUUCGUUGUGGUCAUGGUCUUCUUCCAUGUGUAUAUCCUGAAUGUUAUUGGCCUGCUGCUCUACGUGCACUACAACAACGGCCCCGGGGAUCUUGUCAGUGGAGACGGGGCCACCUCAGCAUCAGUUAGCGAGAGUGGAACCCCUUUGCCCCAUCCUGCCCCAGCUUCAAGAGAGCUACAUGUGGAGGACUAUAGUAGUAGUUUCAGUCUUCCUCGCAUUGAGGGGAUACGGGUGGGUCAUGUUCAGCAGGUGUCCCUUGCACCAGACAGAACACAUGAGAUGAAGACGAUCAGCCUGAAACCUCUGCUAUUCGAGAUCCCUGGCUUCCUGUCAGAGGAGGAGUGCCGUGUGGUGGUGCAGCUGGCUCAGCUCAAGGGUCUGAUGGAGAGCCAGGCGACAGCAUCCAGCCAGGGACAAGAGGGGUCAAACCAGCCACUACUUUCUCUCAGCACAGAGGAGGUCUUCAGUCUGUUGGACCUAAACCAGGAUGGGCUGCUGCAGAAGCAGGAGAUUGUGAGUCACUCACGCUCUCGAGAUGGAACUUGGUUGAACCCAGACAAUUUACGGCAGAUACUCACUGGUCUGGAAGCCUGCCCAACAGGGAUGCUUACCUUGGAGGACUUCAGGCGUGUUUAUGAUGUGUCCCAGCACCCAGGACAACAGCGAAGCAGGAAGCUCCAGACUCAGUUCAAACAGAGAAGCAAACAUACGUGGCUUUACCAAGGCCCGGGAUCCCACCAUGUGCUGCACACACUCAGGAACAGAGUAACCAGUCUGACACGUCUGCCUUCUUCAUUGGUUGAGCUGAGCGAGCCGCUGCAGGUGAUUCGCUAUGAGCACGGAGACUUCAGUAAUGCCCACCAUGAUAGCAGCCCUUCUCAUUUAGAGACUACCUGCGCGCACACACGACUUGCAGGAAACACAUCUGCUCUCACAGAGGUCUCUUGCAGGUAUCUUACCAUAUUAUUCUUCCUCAGCUCUGUAGAGGAAGGUGGUGAGACCACCUUUCCUGUGGCAGACAACCGUACCUAUGAAGAGCAGGCACUAGUUCAGGAUGGAGUUGAUUUGACAGACACCCAGGAAACAUGUGGCAGAGGGAACCUGAGAAUGAAUCCUUCUGCUGGGACAGCUCUCCUCUGGUACAACCAUCUUUCUGAUGGCAGAGGUUGGAUGGGUGAGCUAGAUGAGUAUUCCCUGCACGGCGACUGCCCAGUCAGGCGUGGGGUAAAGUGGGUGGCCAACAGCUGGGUAAAUGUGGACCCAGACCACCAGCAGCAGGCCCGCUACCAGAGACUAGUUGCACAAAGGCAUCGAGCUAAGUCAGGCAUGGAGGAGCAUUACCAACCUCUCCCACACAGUGACCUCCACCAGGAUCUAUAGCCGGGCCCUUUUAAUGACAAGACAAAGCGACCAUAAGUCAGUUUUGCAUCUAUGAAGCCAGUGAGGCUUGGCAGACUUUUCCACAAUAUCAGAGGCUGUAUACGAAAUGAAAAUUGCACAAAAAAAACAUCCCAAAUAUCUUCUCCUUUCAUCAAAUCUGUCUUGCAUCAUAUUAUGUCUCUCAAGCCAUUGCUUGGAUAGCCACAUUUACUUAAUACAUAAGUCAGUUUCAUUAGGAAAGUUGAUUGGUGGAUUUUAAUAUAGUAUUCUGGUGCAUUAGUUUUCUCUCAAUUAAUUUAAUACAUAAAUAACAAAUACAUAUGAAUUAAACAGAGUGAAUUUCAUUCUCUAUUAAAUUGCGCCUUAAAGAAUAUAUCACUUGCUUACCUGCCUUCCAUUUAGGUUUACUAGGCAUCUGCCCCGGUUGCAGGUCAGUGUUAUUUUGUUAGAAACCAUAUCACAAUAUUCAUCUGUGAAUGUGUUCCUGAGGGAAGUUUUUGUGAGAUAAUUUGUCUGUUCUGUUCUUCAGUUUUGUUUCCAGAGUUUAUCAUGAAAUGUUAUUUAAUAAGAGUUUGCCACACCUACUGCACAUGCAGGACUGUUCUUGACUGUACAAAAUGAUGGCUUGUCACACUGGCUGUGGGAGGCCAGUCCUUCAGGUCAAUUCAAAUUUAGGUCUUUGAUGAACUUUUGUGUCCUUUUUGGCAACUUUUGAACUUUGUAUCCUCACAACUCAAAAGUAUUUACUGUAAUUGUCUGAGAGAAUUUAUUUGAGUGUUAUUUAUUAACACCAUUUUGGAGAUUUAAGAUUUAAAGGAAUGCAUAUUUAUUACAGCUUGAUGUUGCACUGAGUCUGUUGAUGUAUUUUAUUGUAUUUGUUCUAUGUUGUGAAAUAUAUGAAGCAAUGUUUUAUUA